Messenger RNA from Microthlaspi erraticum, 765 nucleotides. The record is from the annotation of a GenBank genome assembly. Lineage: Eukaryota; Viridiplantae; Streptophyta; Magnoliopsida; Brassicales; Brassicaceae.
AUGAGGCCGUUCCUGUCAUGGGAAAGCUCUGGUAGCCAGAAGGAUCUUAAGCGCUCAAGUCCAAACCCAAAGGAAGCCCAGAGAGAGAAUCUCUUCCAUUCACGCUGUCUUGUCCAGGAGAAGGUGUGCAGUCUCAUUAUUGAUGGAGGCAGUUGUACUAAUGUGGCUAGUGAGGCCAUGGUUGAAAAACUUGGUCUUGUGACUCAGAAACAUCCCAAGCCAUAUCAGUUACAAUGGAUCAAUGAGACUGGAGAUAUGAGCGUGAAGGAACAGGUGCUUGUGCCAUUAUCCAUUGGAAGCUAUGAAGAUGAGAUUUUGUGUGAUGUCCUGCCUAUGGAUGCUGGACACAUCAUUUUGGGAAGGCCUUGGCAAUCUGAUAGGCGAGUGAUGCAUGAUGGUUUCACAAACAAGUAUACUUUCCUGCACAAGGGGCGCAAGACCACUCUUAUUCCCUUAACCCCUCAAGAGGUGUAUGAAGAUCAAGUCCAGCUGUGCAGUCAGAGAACCAAACCUCAAGCCAAGAAGGAGCCACCCAAUCCAAUCAAAUCCUUGAACUAUCUGGUCAAGUCCAAACAGGUUAAAAGUUCUAUGUCUUCUGAUAAGCCUUUUCUCUUGUUUAUUUUUAAAGGAUCACUUAACCUUCUUGUUGAUAAUGCACCGGAGAUUCCGAGUGAGAUGUCUAAGCUUUUACAGGAUUUCAAGAUGUGUUUCCAGAUGAUUGCCCAAAAGGAUUGCCACCAGUCAGAGGCAUUGAGCAUCAAAUAG